GUGUCUGUCUGUUUGUGUGUGUGUCUGUGUGUGUGAGUCUGUGUCUGUAUGUGUGUGUGUGUUUGUCUGUUUGUGUUUUAAGCAGUAUGUUACUGUGAUCAAAUGUUAGUGUACCAAAAAAGUAUAUAUUUUUUUAUGAAUUUAUGGAUAUAGCUAAGUAUUUCCACCCAAAUUAGUGUUUUUCAGAAAUCUUUAUUUUUGAAGACUUUUUUCAGGAAUUUAUUCUUAUAGUAUUUUACUGUGAUCAAAUGUUGGCAUAGUAAAAAAUUAUAUUUUGUUAUUGUUUUUUUUCUCUUAAUUUCAGGUCACAAUGACUAUAUUUGUCCAGCUACGAACCAGUGCACCAUUGACAAGAACCGACGUAAAAGCUGUCAGGCCUGUCGUCUGCGUAAAUGCUAUGAAGUAGGAAUGAUGAAAUGUGUCAGACGUGAGCGCUCUGGUUAUCGUGGGCCUCGACAUCGCCGUGGCGGACCUCAGUCUCGUGGUGUGCCCGGCAGAGAGCUGCUCAGGGUUGGACCAGGGUCUCGAGCUCAGCGACAUUUAUACCUGGAGGCACCACUGGCACCAUACGCCUCCCUCCCCCAGGCCAUUCACGUUCACCCAUCAACCAUGAGUCCAGAAGAGUUCAUCAGUCGGAUCAUGGAGGCUGAGCCUCCAGAGAUCUAUCUGAUGGAGGAUCUGAAGAAACCGUUCACUGCGUCCAGCAUGAUGAUGUCACUCACCACCCUGGCUGACAAAGAGCUGGUUCUGAUGAUCAGCUGGGCCAAGAAGAUACCUGGGUUUUCAGAGCUGAGCCUCUCAGACCAGAUCCACCUGCUGAAAUGCUGCUGGCUGGAGAUCCUGAUGCUGGGCCUGAUCUGGAGGUCAGUGGACCAUCCUGGGAAACUCAUCUUCUCCCCUGACUUCAAACUGAACAGGGACGAGGGUCAGUGUGUGGAAGGCAUCAUGGAGAUUUUCGACAUGCUGCUGGCAGCCACGUCUCGAUUCCGUGAGCUGAAGCUUCAGAGAGAGGAGUACGUCUGUCUGAAGGCCAUGAUUCUCCUCAACUCCAAUCUGUGUAACAGUUCUCCUCAGACCACAGAAGAGCUGGAGAGUAGGAACAAAAUGCUGCAACUUCUGGACUCUGUGAUCGACGCUCUGGUCUGGUCCAUUUCCAAACUGGGACUGACCACGCAGCAGCAGACGCUGAGGCUCGGGCACCUGACCAUGCUGCUGUCACACAUCCGCCAUAUCAGUAACAAAGGUAUGGACCACUUGUGCACCAUGCAGAGGAAGAACGUGGUUCUGGUCUAUGACCUCCUCCUGGAGAUGCUUGACGUCAACACAUCCACCAGCCAGACGUCAUCUUCGCCGGCCUCAGAUAUGUUCUCAGACCAGAACCAGAACCCAUACCAGCAUUCCCAACCGCAGUCCCAGACUUGCUCAGAGCAGAACGCUGCUGCUGAUCACACCAACACUGUGCCUCUACACAAACCCACCAAUGCCCCCAUACUGGACCAGCAUCUGCAGGAUAUGCCUUUCCAGCCCACAGUUGCAGCUCAAAGUCUAGUGGUGACCCACAUGGACACCUGCAAUUACAUUCCGGCAGAGCAGUGGACGAUGGACAAUAGUCCUUCCAACAUCAUCAUCUCUGACAGAAUGGUCAUGGACUCCACAAUGGACUGAUCCAAAGAUCAGAAAAAAAACAGGGAAAAAAAAGCUAAACAAAAACCUGUUUUCUGUCCAUGGGACGUUCUUCAUCUCUGAGAACAUGCAGUAUAUAUGUCACUGUUGUGUGUUUGUUGAUGUUCUCUGUGAAUUUGCACUAAAGUCAGUGUUUUUACGAUGACAUCACUUUUAGCUGUUAUUUCUCUCUUUGACAUCACAGCAGAAAAACCAUGGACUUGAACCCACAACCUGUUCUGACUAACAAAAACAAGGACUUGUUGACUGUUUCUCGUCUCCUGUGCCUUUAAAUUAGACACGAGUUGUGUUUCUAUGACAUUUACUCGCACACAACUGAUUAUAGCUUCUUUAAAAAAUCUCAUUAAUUAAAAUUUCUCAAAAUCUU
Messenger RNA from Cynoglossus semilaevis (tongue sole), 2050 nucleotides. RefSeq names its product estrogen receptor 2b (gene esr2b). Lineage: Eukaryota; Metazoa; Chordata; Actinopteri; Pleuronectiformes; Cynoglossidae. Bases 409 to 1665 code for a protein of 418 amino acids. The transcript is spliced from 7 exons. The record is from RefSeq and is a predicted model, not a curated record.